CGUCCAACGGCAUCUUCACACAACUUUAUCUUUUCCCUCUCUCCUUCCUUUCUCUCUAUCCAAACAAAACACAAUCCUUUCAGAUUCCAAUUUGCCUGAAUUGAGUUUUUGCUUCUGCAAUGGCCACUCUAAUCUUCCCUCAUGAUUAUCCCCUAACCAUCAAAAAACUCCCCAUCAACGGUCUACAUGCAAACCAAAGGCGUUUUCACUUCAAGAUACAAGCCACAGUAUCCGAUACACGUGCCACCGCACGAUCGGUGAUAGCCCGGCCAGAGAUCGGAUCAAAACCAACGGUGAUCCGACACCCAGGAUCUGAAUUGGAGUUCGAGGCGUACAUGUCAGAGAAAGCGAAGCGUGUGAACGAAGCACUCGAUGAGGCGGUCCCUUUACGCCAACCGUUGAAAAUCCAUGAAUCCAUGCGUUAUUCGCUCUUAGCUGGCGGGAAGCGUGUACGGCCUAUUCUAUGUAUUGCCUCAUGUGAGCUGGUCGGUGGAGAUGAGGCCACGGUGCUUCCGAUCGCAUGUGCGACUGAGAUGAUACAUACCAUGUCGCUUGUACAUGAUGAUCUCCCAUGCAUGGAUGACGAUGAUCUCCGACGUGGCAAGCCUACUAACCACAAGGUCUUUGGAGAGGACACGGCCGUGCUUGCAGGCGACGCGCUUCUCUCUCUGGCGUUCGAACAUGCGGCACGGACCGUAAAUGUGCCAUCCGAACGAGUGAUCCGAGCCAUAGCUGAGUUGGCCUCGGCCGUAGGUUCGGACGGGCUUGUUGCGGGCCAGAUCGUGGAUAUUGCCAGCGAGAGGCAGGUCGUGGACUUAAGCGUGCUCGAGUAUAUACACGUGCAUAAGACGGCGAAGCUUCUAGAAGCUUCGGUCGUUUGUGGGGCCAUCAUAGGUGGAGCCCACCCAGCUGACGUGGAGAGGAUGAGGAAGUAUGCAAGAUGUAUUGGGCUUUUGUUUCAGGUGGUGGAUGAUAUCUUGGACGUUACAAAAUCUUCAAAGGAGUUGGGUAAAACGGCAGGGAAGGAUUUGGUGAGUGAUAAGGCUACGUAUCCGAAGCUGAUGGGGCUGGAUAAGGCUAGGGAUUUUGCUGAUCAGCUGGUGGGCCAGGCAAUGGACGAGCUUGAUUGCUUUGAUGGUGCCAAAGCUGCACCCCUCCGUUGUUUAUCUAAUUACAUUGCUUACAGGCAGAAUUAAAGGACGAGGACCAUUAAACAUACUUUAGUAUGUAUAAGAACCUUGUUAUGGUUGCCCAUGAGUGCCAACGCAGCGUAUGUGUUACAGAUCCGAGCCGGUCAUCAAGAGUGCCCUGCUGUUUAUGUUCGUUGGCCCAAAACUUAGUUUAAUCAUAUCAUGAGGCAUGAUAUAGUGUAUUUUAAAUACAUGCAUGAUGAUAUUAUUAAAGGCCUGUUUGAGAAGCAUGUGUCUUGUUUGCUCCUCUCAGGAUUCAAACAUAUGACUCCAUGCUUUUAUACCGUGUAAAGUAACCACUUGCUUUAAAAGCCCAGCUGCUGUAGGGUUAUUGAAGGGUGUAUCAAUGUCUAUCAAGGGAUUUUAAGAGCCUAUUUGGACACUACCAAAUAAAUUACUUUUUCUACUUACA
Messenger RNA from Magnolia sinica, 1602 nucleotides. RefSeq names its product geranylgeranyl pyrophosphate synthase 7, chloroplastic-like. The record is from RefSeq and is a predicted model, not a curated record. The transcript has a single exon. NCBI's taxonomy places the organism in Eukaryota, Viridiplantae, Streptophyta, Magnoliopsida, Magnoliales, Magnoliaceae. The coding region runs from base 120 to 1196 and encodes 358 amino acids. Gene Ontology annotation, biological process: isoprenoid biosynthetic process. Gene Ontology annotation, molecular function: prenyltransferase activity.